GUUCUGAAAGUCUGAGAGUGGUCGAGCGGAUGCAUUGUACACUAGACGACGGUCGAACAGAUUUGCUUGAAAUCAAAGCACUCAGACAUGGGUCCUUAUGGUGCCUGGGAGCAAUGCAAGGGCGGCAGUGGGGUCCUGUGGAGAGCAGGGCUCUUCUGGCAUGCCUUUGUCAUGCAUCCUGGGUUUACAAGAGAUGGUGUGAGGGAAGCUGUUGAGCAAGACACCUGGUGUGAGGCUGAAUGUGGCAGCCCCCUUUGCUUUUGCUCUCCAUUUGUUACAGGCGCUCGUGCCAACAAAUCUUUAGUAUUUGAGGUAUCUGAUGUCGCGAAGGUUUGGGGCAGCAUCUUUGAUGGACCAAUGCGUUUAUAAGGCACGGUGCAGGCAGGUACCUUUGGCAUCAGGUCUUGGGACAGUGUAUUGAGUGAUCAUUGUCUUGAGAGAAUAAGGGGCCUCAGUAGGGCAGAUUGUAUGGUCAUGAAUGAUUGGAAACGGUCACUGGCCAGUUAAUAUGGUACUAUUGGAGAGGUUGUGCUAAGAUUGUGUGGUGGAUGUGUACUGUGUGUGUUUGAGCGUUGUCGAGUCUGUGCCAGAAUGUGUGUGGAUCCUUGCAUCUAAUGAAUUUUAACGCUUGGAAUGUAAAGUUGCAGUCUGAUCUC
Coccomyxa subellipsoidea C-169 is the source of this 656-nucleotide messenger RNA. RefSeq lists its product as hypothetical. The record is from RefSeq and is a predicted model, not a curated record. NCBI's taxonomy places the organism in Eukaryota, Viridiplantae, Chlorophyta, Trebouxiophyceae, Coccomyxaceae. The transcript has a single exon. The coding region runs from base 88 to 369 and encodes 93 amino acids.